AUGUCUUCGGAUCUCAGAUCAAAGCAGGGGAGGAAUAGAUCCAAGAGCCAGGCUUUGUGAGUAGCACAGUUCAAGAUGGUAGCUGAUAGCGGGUACAGAGGCAAGAAUCUUGCCCUCAGAAUGUUUCCGGGGACUCUGAGUUCUGGGCAGGGGAUCAGUAUGGCUGCCGGCCCUCAGUUUGGUUUCUGGGCUGCAGUAAGUCAGUGUCUGCAAAAUAUGUGGGCCCAGAGGCACUUGGGCCUGUUUCUGUUUCUACUCUGGAUGCUGGUGAUCCUGUGCUAUUUUGUGAAUACUGAGCCUACACAGAUGCUCCGGGUGUUUGGGUUCUCUGCGAUCAGCAUGAUAAUCUUGGGAUUCCUUCCUAUGUAUUGCUGUACUCUUUGCCGGAGAAGGCUUCAUAUAUUUUAUCAUCAAACAAACUGGGAUGAAAAAGAAGUGUGCGAGCUGGAGAUGUGCGGAGUUGUGGCAGCCAGCUCGGGGGAAUCUCUGCAAGUGGUGAACUACCAGGGCUCUCACACCCUUGUUCUUAAAACAUUGGUCUGUCUUUAA
Microtus oregoni (creeping vole) is the source of this 549-nucleotide messenger RNA. RefSeq names its product fragile X mental retardation 1 neighbor protein-like. The transcript is spliced from 3 exons. The record is from RefSeq and is a predicted model, not a curated record. Lineage: Eukaryota; Metazoa; Chordata; Mammalia; Rodentia; Cricetidae.